Peromyscus maniculatus bairdii (prairie deer mouse) is the source of this 995-nucleotide messenger RNA. It is a transcript of the gene Prop1, whose product is annotated as PROP paired-like homeobox 1. Gene Ontology annotation, molecular function: RNA polymerase II cis-regulatory region sequence-specific DNA binding; DNA-binding transcription factor activity, RNA polymerase II-specific. Gene Ontology annotation, biological process: regulation of transcription by RNA polymerase II; pituitary gland development. Gene Ontology annotation, cellular component: transcription regulator complex. The record is from RefSeq and is a predicted model, not a curated record. Lineage: Eukaryota; Metazoa; Chordata; Mammalia; Rodentia; Cricetidae.
GUGAGUGGACAGGUAUCUAGCCACACACACACACACACACACACACACACACACACACACACACACACACACACGGUAAGGGAGAGACCCAGAAAAAGCUAGAAGAUAGAGAAGAAAGGUCAGAAGACAAGAUAGGAUAGACAGACAGAGAGAAAGACUACAGACUACAGGGAAACAGAGACUGGAGGACAGCAGGCUAGCCCAUCUUUGGUUUGGGUGGCUAGCCAUGGAAGCUCAAAGAAGGAACCAGCAGGAGAAACAAAGGAAGGGUCGGGCCUGUGGCGGAGCGCUGCCUGAGCCGCAUGUGACCUCUGGGUCCCUGAUCUCCACAGUAGACACGAGCCCUGAGGCUUUUGGGAGACUCUCUGGUCCGGGGCUGGGGAGACCUAAGCUUUGCCCCCAGAGGGGCCGUCCCCACUCCCGGCGUCGUCACCGCACCACCUUCAACCCAGCACAGCUGGAACAGCUGGAGUCAGCCUUUGGGAAGAACCAGUACCCAGACAUCUGGGCCCGAGAGGGACUUGCCCAAGACACUGGCCUCAGUGAAGCCAGAAUCCAGGUCUGGUUCCAGAACCGCAGAGCUAAGGAACGGAAGCAAGAGCGGGCGCUGCUCCAGCCGCUAGCCCGUCUAUCUCCCGCCUCCUUCUCUGGCUUCUUGCCAGAGUCCCCCGCUUAUCCCUACCCCUACACAGCACCACCUCCCCCAGUGGCCUGCUUCCCUCACCCCUACAACCACACUCUCUCCUCCCCACCCUCCACAGGUGCCCCAUUCACUCUCCCUCCCCAGCCUGAGGACUGGUACCCCACCUUACACCCAACCCCUGGUCAUCUGCCCUGCCCCCCACCCCCACCCAUGUUUCCCCUCAGCCUUGAGACACCAAAACCCUGGAACUAAGUGGUGACAAGGUCACCCUCUAUCCAUAAACUUCACGAAAUGCAAGAAAAUCGGGGCUCUCUUUUCAUCCUAAGAGUGAAGUUGGAAAUGUGGUGAGGGG